Messenger RNA from Panicum virgatum (switchgrass), 1601 nucleotides. RefSeq names its product protein KTI12 homolog. The transcript has 10 exons. The record is from RefSeq and is a predicted model, not a curated record. NCBI's taxonomy places the organism in Eukaryota, Viridiplantae, Streptophyta, Magnoliopsida, Poales, Poaceae. Bases 461 to 1366 code for a protein of 301 amino acids.
CGAACCCGGCAUAUCUGACAAGCGAGGCCCUUCUCCUCACGUGACCCCGACCUCCUCCUCUCCGUGCGCCGCCUGGCCCUGCCCUCUCCCGCCGCCGCCACUGCUCCGCAGCCGACGCCGCCCCUGCCCACUCCGGCUGCAGCCGCCACCGCCACUGCUCCGCAGGCGCCGUCGCCCCUGCCCUCCCCCGCCUGCCUCCAGAUCAGCGCCGUCCUUCCCUCCCCUGACGUCGCCUCUCUCCGGAUCCGCGCCGUCCUGCCCCCCCCCCCCCCCCCCCCCCCUGCCUCCGGAGCCGCGCCGUCGCCCCUGCAGUGCACCUGACGCCGGCUGGCUCUCCUGCCUCCCCUUUCGGCAGCUGUAACUCCGCGCCGGGGACUCGCUGCUCGUGCUCGGCGCGCUCUACUCCACCCAUCCGAUCAUCUCUCAAGGUUUCCCCCUCCAUCUUUCAAGGUUUCUAUCCAUGGCACUCGUCGUGAUGUGUGGGCAGCCAUGCAGCGGCAAAUCAGCAGCUGCUGCUUGCCUUGCUGCUGCACUGCGCACUUUCUCAACAGACCUUAUUGUCCGUAUCAUUGACGAGUCAUCACUCCAUCUCGGACGCAAUGAUAGCUACAAAGAUAUGGUCGUGGAAAAAAACUUGAGAGGAGUUCUUAGAUCAGAAGUUGACAGAUCGGUGUCACGAGACAGCAUAAUCAUUGUUGACUCUUUGAACAAUAUUAAGGGGUACCGAUAUGAGCUGUGGUGUCUUGCACGUGCAUCUGGAGUAAGAUAUUGCGUGCUUUUUUGUGAUACAGAAGUGGGCCAUUGUAGGGAAUGGAACAGCAACCGCAAGGAGAAAGGAGAACCCGCAUACGAUAGUAAUAUAUUUGAAGAUCUUGUGAGGAGGUUUGAGAAUCCAGAUAGGCGUAAUCGUUGGGAUUCCCCUCUUUUUGAAUUGUUUCCAUCCAGAGAUGCAAUAGUGGAAUCAGCUCCUGUCAUUGCCGAGGCUGUGUCAUAUUUGACAAAGAAGGUGGAUUCAAAAACAAGAGAUGUAAAAGUUCUCCAACCUACAAUUGCCACUCAGACUGUGAGAACAACAGAGACUAAUUCCCUCUAUGAGAUGGACAAAGCAACACAGGAAGUGGUGAAUGCAAUUGUUGAAGCACAAUCCUGUGGUCUUGGGCUUGCCAUGAACGAGAUUUCUAUUGGACCUAACUUGCCAACUAUCAAUCUUCAAAGAUCUGUUGGCCUGCCUGAGCUCCGGAGCCUGCGACGAACUUUCAUUAAGCUGGCAGGGCAGUACAGCCUGAGUGGCCCACCACCGCCGACUGAUGCCGAUAGCGCAAAGAGGAUGUUUGUUGACUACUUAAACCGUGAAGUUGGAGCUUGAUGGGUUUUCCUCUCUGAUGCAUAAAUAAUUUGGGCAUGUACUUUUAGUGGCGUUGAAAAGACUGCCUGCCCUCAUUGUAUCUUGGGUAUAGGAUUUCAUAAAUGCUGACAUCAUACAGGAAUUCUUGUACCUUUUGUAACACACAAAAUUCUAGGGAAACCGAACUUUGAAAAUCCACUUGUUUAAAUGUGGAUUGUGUAUAUAUGGCAGUCACCUCUCAAGGUUUUCCCCUCCA